Pangasianodon hypophthalmus (striped catfish) is the source of this 1312-nucleotide messenger RNA. RefSeq names its product calretinin. Gene Ontology annotation, molecular function: calcium ion binding. NCBI's taxonomy places the organism in Eukaryota, Metazoa, Chordata, Actinopteri, Siluriformes, Pangasiidae. The record is from RefSeq and is a predicted model, not a curated record. Gene Ontology annotation, cellular component: synapse; dendrite; terminal bouton. The coding region runs from base 117 to 923 and encodes 268 amino acids. The transcript has 11 exons. Gene Ontology annotation, biological process: regulation of long-term synaptic potentiation; regulation of presynaptic cytosolic calcium ion concentration.
UGGGGGUUAUAAGCUGCUGUCCCAGUCGGAGUGGUACACACACAGCACGGUCCUGCAGAGUGACUGAAAGAAGACAGGAAUUCUCUCAUCUCGAGGAAGAAGAGAAAGUUACAGUGAUGGCUGUAAACCCGCAGCACCUGCACCUGGCUGAAGUCACCGCGGCGCACUUCAUCACCGUGUGGGAACGCUUCGACCGCCACGGAAAUGGCUAUAUUGAAGGAAAGGAGCUGGAGAAUUUUUUCAGGGAGUUGGAGGCAGCGCUUCGGGGAACCAACACAGAUUCCACGAACGGCGCUUUAAAAGAGAAGAUGCAGGAGAUCAUGAAGAAAUUUGAGAAAAAUGCUGGCGGGAAGAUUGAGAUGUCAGAGCUGGCUCAGGUCCUGCCUACAGAAGAGAACUUUCUGCUGUGUUUCAGACAGUUCUUGGGAUCCAGCGUCGAGUUCAUGGCGGCAUGGAGGAAAUACGACACGGACCGCAGUGGCUUCAUUGAGUCCAAUGAACUAAAGAAUUUCCUCUCUGACCUCCUGAAAAAAGCGAACAGACACUAUGAUGACAAAAAGCUGAAUGAGUACACACAGACCAUCCUGAAGAUGUUUGACCUGAAUGGCGAUGGAAAGCUAGGACUGUCCGAGAUGGCCAGGCUGCUUCCAGUGCAAGAGAACUUCCUGCUCAAGUUCCAGCGCUUCAAACUAUCCUCUGAUGAGUUUGAUGACAUCUUCACUUUCUAUGAUAAGGAUGGAAACGGUUACAUUGAUGAACAGGAGUUGGAUGCACUGCUGAAGGAUCUAUACCAAAAACACAAAAUGGAAGCUGACACAGAUAGCCUGGCUAGUUCGAAGAAGAGCAUCAUGGCGCUGUCUGACGGAGGAAAGCUAUUCCGUGCCGAGCUGGAGAUCGUUCUGUGCAAGGAGCCGACUUUCUGAUCUCUGACCUUUGACCCUGUCAUCCCAUCCCACUCAGUCCGGAUGCAUGUGCUUGUUCCCUCACUGAUCUAAUCCAAUCAAAUGUAUUUAACGUUACACUGUGGCUCAUAUAUAUAUAUAUAGUUAAAAGCUUCCCAUGUUCUGAGUUACAGUGAUACACUUUGCCACCAUUGCUUCUCUCUCUUCUCUUUCUCUCCCUCCAUUUUGAGAUUUCUAACUCUCUCUCUCUCUCAUCUCUCUCCGUCUCUCUGUAGUCUGUGAAUCGCUUUCUCUUUCCACCCUGAAAUUACUGGGAGAUGGAUGAUAUUGGGAUUGUGCUGUGUUUGCUGAAAUAAAUAUCUGAGGACACACACCACGCUCUUCCUCUUCCUUUCCUGUUAUAUGAUCAA